AUGGAUGGUGAUGAUGUGCCAAAGUCCAAGAUGGAGUUUAAUUCGUUAGAAGAUUUAAUGAGUUAUUAUAAGGAAUAUGGUAAGAAAUGCGGGUUUGGGGUGAUGACAAAAAGGAGUGAGAGGGGAGAGGAUGGGACUGUUAGAUAUGUCACACUUGCCUGUGCUCGUGGUGGGAAGGCUCAGAAUAGGAUUUUGAACGUUGCCAACCCUCGUCCGACAGGAAAAAUAGAAUUUCACAAUAUCCAUAAUCACAACCUAAGCCCAAAGAAAUCACGCUUCUUUCGAUGUAAUCGAGAAGUAAGUGAAACUGUAAAAAGAGUCCUUGAUACAAAUGAUAUGGUUGGGAUCCGUAUGAAUAAAAGUUUCGGAUCUCUUGUUGUUGGUGCGGGUGGAUUUGAGAACUUCUUAUUUUUGAAAAAGGAUUGUCGUAACUACAUCGACAAGGCACGACAUCUACGACUAGGCGCAGGUGGUGCUGGGGUGUUGCAAGACUACUUUUUACGAAUGCAGUACAAAAAUCCAGGGUUCUUUGCAUUGAUGGACCUGGAUGAUGAUGGUAGGUUAAAGAAUAUAUUCUGGGCAUACCCCCAGAGUAGAGCUGCAUACCAAUAUUUCGGUGAUGUGGUCACAUUCGACACCACAUACCUGACGAACCGAUAUGGGAUGCCCUUUGCACCAUUUGUUGGUGUAAACUACCAUGGGCAAUCAAUUUUGUUGGGAGCUGGCUUGAUUUCCUCAGAGGAUACUGAGACCUUCAUGUGGUUAUUUCGGACCUGGUUGCAGUGUAUGGAUGGUAUAGCGCCGAAGGCUAUUAUCACUAAUCAAGACAGAGCGAUGAAAAAUGUCAUUUCAAUUGUUUUCCCCGAAAGCCGACAUCGAUUUUGCCUUUGGCAUAUACUUAAGAAAGUCCCUAAAAAGCUUGGAAGCUAUGGUUCCUACAAAACUGGAAUGAAAAUUACACUAAUGAAAAUGUGUUGGAGCAAUAGCAUGAAUGCCUUUUUUAAUGGCUAUGUUCAUGCUAAAACAAACUUGAAAGAGUUUGUCGAUCAAUAUGAUAAUGCCUUGAAAAAGAAAAUUGAGAACGAAAAUGUAGCGGACUUCCACUCAUUUAAUGUCACAAUUUCCUGCAUCUCUAGAACUCCAAUUGAAAAGAGAUAUCAAGAUUUGUACACCAAUGGAAAGUUUAGGGAAGUUCAGCAACAACUUGCUCGCGUCAUCGACUUGGACCCAGUUUUACUCAAGGUAGACGGUAGAGUAAAGACUUAUGUAGUAGAGGAUGAAGUUUGUCUCGAAGAGUUCACGAAGUUGGUUACACAUUCAGUCCAGUUUAGUCAGGAAGAUACAGGUGCUGCAAAGUGUUCUUGUGGUUUAUUUGAAAUGAGGGGGAUAGUGUGCCGGCACAUCUUCGUUGUUUUCAAAUGUAACGGGAUUAAAUCAUUACCAGAUAGGUACAUUUUGGAUCGAUGGAGGAAGGACAUCAAAAGAAGAUACAUAUUAAUCCAUAGCAGCUACGACACAGUACAUCAACGGGAGGAUUCUAUUGCUUAUUCAAGUCUUUUGAACAUCUGUUAUAAGAUGAUUACUCAUGCUGCGAAUUCGUGA
Messenger RNA from Carya illinoinensis, 1602 nucleotides. Its product is annotated as protein FAR-RED IMPAIRED RESPONSE 1-like. The transcript is spliced from 3 exons. Bases 1 to 1602 code for a protein of 533 amino acids. NCBI's taxonomy places the organism in Eukaryota, Viridiplantae, Streptophyta, Magnoliopsida, Fagales, Juglandaceae. The record is from RefSeq and is a predicted model, not a curated record. Gene Ontology annotation, molecular function: zinc ion binding.